Molecule: messenger RNA, 234 nt
Organism: Argentina anserina (silverweed cinquefoil)
Lineage: Eukaryota; Viridiplantae; Streptophyta; Magnoliopsida; Rosales; Rosaceae
Exons: 3
Coding region: 1-234 (77 amino acids)
Source: RefSeq, a predicted model, not a curated record
AUGGGAGGAGGCAACGGACAGAAGGCCAAGAUGGCUCGUGAGAGGAACAUGGAGAAGCAAAAGGCCGCAAAGGGUAGCCAGCUUGAGAUCAACAAGAAGGCCAUGUCCAUCCAGUGCAAGGUGUGCAUGCAGACAUUUAUAUGUACCACAACAGAAGUCAAGUGUCGAGAACAUGCAGAAGCAAAGCACCCCAAGUCCGAUGUCUAUGUGUGUUUUCCGCACCUCAAGAAAUGA